AUGGUCCGCCUUGCUCACCAUGAGGGACAUUCCGACGCAAUAACGGCAGUUGCAUUCAGCCCCAACGGACAAAUGUUGGCAUCCGGAGGUUUAGAUGGACGUCUUUGUGUUUGGACUGUCAGUGACGGGGUGCUAAGGUAUGUAUUCUCCGGCAAGAGCGCCGUUUUGUCGCUUCUGUGGCUUGGUGGCGGCCGUUCAAUUGGGGAAAUGGCCUGCGGAUUGGAGAAUGGUACCAUAGUGCUCCUCCAGAUUCAGACUACUUCGAUCAAGGUGGAGGGAUUUUGGGCCCACCGCUAUCCUGUUGAGCGGCUUGCUUUCGAAGACAACCGACUAGCUUCUGGGGCUCACAAGGAGGUGAAAGUUUGGACGAGAGCACGGAACAUCACUCAGCUGAUUUGUUUUGUUACAGGCUCGUGGCGCCACACUGCUACGCUGGAAACUCCUCCCAGCAGCGCCUACACUACGUCGCAUCGUGUUAUUGUUACAAGUCUUCACUGGACACACGAUGCUAAGCGACGUUCAGUACUGUUGGUCACGUAUAUGAGCCACGGGGUAGUAGCAUUUGACACUCGCGGCUGGACCCGUGUGGGAUCAACACCUCUCCCAGGAUGCAUCGCCAACGCCCAUCUGAACGUCCAUGGUGAUUUAUUGGCUGUGUCCAAUUUAUUGACAGGUUUCGAGUUCUUCUCGAUGCCAAAACCUGGGGAGGUCCGACCUCUAUUCUCAGUAAGACAAGAUGCCAGCUCUGGGCGAUGUAUUCCUGUUCAGUUCGUACACGGCGGAGGUGCCAUACUUGGUGGCGCGUUCAAAGGCAAAGUAUGCAUUUGGGACAUCCACUCCCGGUUGAAACAGCCUUUAGCCUUCCAAGGUCAGAGUAUCCCAUUCUUGAGCAAUAUGCAGCCGGCUCAUUUUCUCUCUAACAGACAAUGUUUCAGUCCUGGCCAUUGA
Molecule: messenger RNA, 948 nt
Organism: Epithele typhae
Lineage: Eukaryota; Fungi; Basidiomycota; Agaricomycetes; Polyporales; Epitheliaceae
Product: WD40-repeat-containing domain protein
Exons: 5
Coding region: 1-948 (315 amino acids)
Molecular function (GO): protein binding
Source: RefSeq, a predicted model, not a curated record